AUGCGGGAAGCUCAUUUGGCGGCAAGCAUAACACAGGUGUCUGCGAGUGCUUCGUGCGAGCUUGUGACUUUAUAACUGUGUUGUCUGCAUGGAAACGUUCGCUUUACCACGCCCUUAUAGCCGUUGUGUUGUUAUGCGUAGGCUUUGAACAGUUCGCCUCCGUGAGUAAAGGUUGAAUGACUGCUGUUCGACCACCACCAUAACGGAGACGCCGGGAAGACGCUGAGCGGGCUGAACUACCUCGACGCCGUAAAUAAUGGCAAUCCGUCACCGACGCAUAUUUUCGUGAACGUUGCCGCCACUUCGGACAUUGUGAACAAUAUGCCUACGUUCCAGCAAGACCUUAAGGACACGGCGGUUCAGCUCGUGAAAUCUCUCGAGUGCCCCAUUUGCCUGGAAAUUUUACGGGAUCCGUUGUCAACGAGUUGUCAUCAUAGAUUCUGCAGAUUAUGUCUGGAAAAGGCACUCCAAGACAACUACAAGAUUCCCUGUCCACUUUGCAAAGCUGUGGUCACGAAAAGGAGCCUCACCCAGAGUGACCUCAUAGUCAAGCUGGUGGAUAAGGUGAAGCAACUGGUGCAGGCUGUGAAGAAUGACACUGGUGUGGAAGUCACACCACCAAAGAGCCAGUUAGAACCAGCAAAUGCAUCUCUGGAGCGGCGUUCUGUUCAUUCAGCUGCCCAGAAAGCGGCGACAUCGUGCAAAAGUUCCCUGAGUUUUGGCUCACGUGCAACGAACAAAAGGGCAUUUGUCGUGCACACUGACGACGGGCCAAACCGCCACCCGCCGCGGGCGGCUGAGUCACGUGACGCCGGUGCCGCGAGGGGUCCGGCCGCUUGCGCCGUACACACUCGAGGACCAGAACGAGAGGGAGAUGCGUGGGCCGAGGCUAGUUCAAGCCUCUCGCCGCAGCUUGAUGCCGACAUUGGUGCCGCCAGCAAAAGGCCAAGGCCUACUUCCAUUGCUGUGUAA
This is a messenger RNA of Rhipicephalus sanguineus (brown dog tick), 972 nucleotides long. RefSeq names its product breast cancer type 1 susceptibility protein homolog. The record is from RefSeq and is a predicted model, not a curated record. NCBI's taxonomy places the organism in Eukaryota, Metazoa, Arthropoda, Arachnida, Ixodida, Ixodidae. Gene Ontology annotation, cellular component: BRCA1-BARD1 complex; BRCA1-A complex; plasma membrane. The transcript is spliced from 8 exons. Gene Ontology annotation, biological process: negative regulation of fatty acid biosynthetic process; double-strand break repair via homologous recombination; positive regulation of transcription by RNA polymerase II. Bases 322 to 972 code for a protein of 216 amino acids. Gene Ontology annotation, molecular function: ubiquitin-protein transferase activity; metal ion binding.